AGAGGAGAGGGAGUAGCUUUGAGCAACGGUUAUGAACUAACGUGUGUUAAAACCUGCCUAAACAUUAAUAAACAUUUACUUUAAACAAUCAACGAGUUUAUUAGCAGUGAGUCUGGAGACAUGCACGAGGAUGACAGGCUGCUCUGUGUACUUUGUCAGCGGUCCGAACAGACGAAGAUCACAGGAGCGUUAUCCACCAAAGAUGACGUCACGGCCCACCAGAACUGUUUGUUAUUUGCCUCUGCACUCUUUUGUCGUAACACUCCGCAGUUCGACGAUCUGUUUGGUUUCUCUGUGGAGGAUGUGUUGAACGAGGUGAAACGAGGACGACAACUGAUCUGUAACAAAUGUAAGAAGAGGGGAGCCACGGUUGGGUGUGAAGUCGUACGCUGCAAGAAGUCCUACCACUACCCGUGUGCUGUGGAAGAAAGAGCCAAGAUCGUUGAGGAUGUAACCAAGGAGGAAUAUGUGCUGUACUGCUACAAACACUAUCCAAAAACACAAGAAAACAACCCCUCCGAAAACGGAUCUCUCUCUUUAUCCUCAAAGUCCAGAGCUUACGGACAUCCUGAAGAAGCUGGAACAUCUAAGGUUUAUUGCCUUACCUGUGAGAAGUCAGAAGGAAACAUCAGCUUGGAAAGUUUGUCUUAUAGCAUUGUUAUGUCAUAUUGUGACAAACAUGCUCCUGGUUCACACAAGAAGAAUGCCAGUGGUGACUCUACUGACCAACGGCCGACUGUGUACAGCAGUGACUCAAACUCCUCCAGCAGUAGGAAGCCUUCAUCUAUCAAGAGACAGUUGAGUUUCAGAGACAAACAGAACGGGACCCCUUCUAAACGUAGAUCUAAAGUCUCAUGGGCUUCACUGACGGAUGAUUCUUCAAAUUCAGGCGAUAAUGAACUGGAUUCAAUAACGGCCCCUUUAGAUACUGAUAUAGAUGAUAGUGAACACCUGGUUCGUGAGCCUCUCACGAGGGAGACUCAUUUCUGUCUGGAGGAAGAGAGCAGAGACGGAGCUACAGAUGAAAAUGAAACGGAUGAGUCAGAGAGUCUGCUGCCUCCUUUUCUCUCCACUCGGACGUCUCCUCAUUCCCCUCCCACUGAAGUUCAGUGUAAGACGGAGACACAGACAGACGAUGGAGGAAGUCUGCACAUGAAUCAGGAACUGGAGUUGUGUUGCUGUGUAAUGUGUGCCGUCAGUCCUGAGUGGAGUCCUGUCGACAGUCCAUCUGAUCCACACACCGCUGGACCCUCUCCCUCUGCUCUCACUGAUGCUGGCAGCUCAGCCUGUGUGACCCUCCCCACUUCCUGUUCCCCUCCUGUGGCCCCUCCCUCUCUCGUGGCCCCUCCCCCUCCAGUGGCCCCUCCCCCUCCGGAUGCCCCUCCUCCUGACCCCUCCCCCAGCGGGGCCUCCAGCAGGUUCUGGAGGAGCUGUAACGCUGCCGGCUGCACGAAGAACAUCUUCAGAGGUUUCUAUAAGGAGAUGAGCGACGUCUGCGAAAGGAUUCAGGCAGAGCAGGCCAGCCAGGAGGAUUAUGAUCUGGCGUUAACAGUGAUGAGGGCUUCUGGGAAACUGUUAGAGCUUGUGGGCAAUCAGCAGGAAGAGUUACAAGGGAAGCAAAGGGAGCUUAAGGAGGCAGCGGCAGCGAUGGAGGAGGCCGUCUCAGCGCUGAAGAGAGAUGAGGAGCAGCUGUCACAGUCACACACACAUCACAGUUAACUGUAGACAAUGGUAAAGGGCUGGAUGUGGAACUACAAAACUGCAUCAAUAUAAGCAUCGAUAAAUUCACAAAAUAGUAACAAAUUCGAUUUUUUACAAAAACACGUUACACAGAAAUUCAUUCUACCCAAAUACAUUUUUAUUGAACCAAAUAAUGGGUUUCAUUUUAAAACCUUUUAUUAAAAUGGAAAAAAAAAUGAUCAUAAAGAAGUUCCACAUCCAACACGAGCAACUGACCCAAGUUUGCAAGAGUUUUGAAAUUGUAAAAAUAACUAUUUUGCAAAGAAAUGUGCACUUAAGUUUGAUCCUUUUUAUGACGUGAAGCUGACAUAUAUUAGACAUACGAUAUUAUGAAUGUCCGAGGUUGUUGAAUUUGAAUAAGAAGUUGCUUCUCAAAAGGUACACGAAGAAGAGAAGUAGUCCAAAGAUGUUUUUUAUAUAACUCUAUGUGUAAGUUUUGGAGUUUUUACCUCUAAUAAUGUCAUUGCUGUGAAAAGGAUGGAUGCAUUUAUCUUAGAUUAGAUAUUGUUCAAACUGUUGUUCAAACGCAGAAGUGCUGGAAUAGUUCUACAGUUAGAGGUUGAGUAUUUGUGGAGUCAGACAUGUUUACAUUAUUGAUGUUCAAUCAGUCGUCUUGUUCAGGGUUACAUUCAUCAACUGUUGCAGAGUAAAGCUGAUCGUCUUCAUGACACGUGUUGAGUAUUUCUUUUUUAAACCCUUUGAGAAAGUUUGCUCAAGUCAAACAUUGUAAGUUAAAUAACUCAUGACCCGAGUCGAUAUUAAUCGACAUACUACACCAAGACUUUUUCUGAUCGUAUUUUCUACAUACAAAUUUGCCGAGCUCCGCUGCUUCCAGUAGUGAGCCAGGGCUUGGAUUCUUCAUGACAUGGUUGGUAUAAGUCAUCCAGUGCUAAAAGCAUGAAUUUCUUUUGACAUCCUAUAUUAUGAGCUUUUAUACUACCCUAUGACUGAAGUGAUAACAGUGAUGAGGGCUUCUGGGAAACUUGAGGCCGGGCAGCAGGAUGUAAACUCUUGUGUGGCUCAAGGAAGGAAGUGUUGGUUGCUACCUUGAGUGCACACUUAAUAAAUGUAAAACAAAUGCACCAUAUUGAUAACUUUUCAACAUGUUUUUUAUGAUAUUUUCAACAUUAAGUAAAUUGUUCCAUUGUUAACUUUUCUUACAGUUAUUGAUUAAAUAUGGCCCUUUAGUUUAAAACAAAAAAACUCACUGUACUGGAUCUUUCUGUGAAGAUAGUUUAAUCUCUGGUUUAUCAAUAAUAAUAAUAGAUUUAUUUUGUAAGCGCUUUUACAGGUGCUCAAAGUCGCUUUACAGAAAUAGCAAAAAAUAUAUAUAUAUUGUCACAUUAAAAUCGAGCAAUACAAUGAACAAAAGAGAUUAGUUCCUUAAAAAUCAAAUGUCUCAAUUCUCUUAACGCAUUAUGAUACAUAAGAAAAACGUAUUUUUCCUUUUGGUUUAUUGCAAUAUAUUUAUUAAUAUUAAAAAAUACUUGUUUACAGGAAACCAACUUUUUUGUAGUCAUUUGUUUGGGAAAAGGUCACAACAUUGUAAUGGCAUUUCAUAAUACGCAGCAUCAAUUAUAGUUUCUGAUAUGAGCAAACAUUUUCUUUCACAUUCGCACAGCAUGUCGUUUAGCUUAGUGUUAACACUGUAAAGUGCACAUGUUAGGGACGUGAAUUGUGUGGUGAAGAAACUGAAUAUAUCAAAACAUCACAGACACAGUAAGUAUAGUCAAAGGAUCUUCCUCCAGUCAUACACUUCCUGUCUGUUUUUUUCGAAUGAAGAACCCUCUGUUCAUAAUGUAAUGAUGUAUGAAUGGGCCAGCAGGACUGAUCUCAGUUAAUGCAUCCAUGUGUGUUCCCAAGUGAGGAAAGAUGUGUGAUUAUAUGCAGAUGACAGAGUUGUCUUUGUGUAAUCUGCAGUAAUUCACCCAGGCAGGAGUAUAUAAAUCCACUGUUAAAUAAAACAGGAGAGAGAUAAAUGCAGCUGGUUUAGCUUGAAUGGAUGUUUUCUCAGUGUCUACUCACCCUCUCCUCUGCUUUGCCCUUUAAUAUAUGUUUAUUUAUUUUUACGAAACAACAAAGCCCACUUGUAUUUAGUCACUUUAUAAUUUUCCUGCUUCUCUUACUGUCUUUUUACUCUGUUGGCUGUCCCUCUGUUGUCAUUAGAAACCUGUUCUGCCACCAGCUGCCCAGACUUUGUGUUUUUGGGGUCUCUUACGGCCUCAUGGUCUAACUCUGUGAGUUUUCAUGUACGCUACAGUUUAAAAAAAGCUUCUCCAUGUGGAUAAUCAGAGGUCACUGUAAAGCGCUAACUUAUUCCCCGUGGAGGGAUCACGUUCUGAAUGUAGAUAUUGUUCAUUACUUUCCAUCUGUCAUGAAAUGUUUGUUAUUUGAGAUGCUAUAUUGUACAUUAAGUAUGGUGCGUCACUUUGUGACUUGUCUAAUUUUUUUUACAUAAACGACAUGAUGAAU
Messenger RNA from Trematomus bernacchii (emerald rockcod), 4212 nucleotides. RefSeq names its product PHD finger protein 11 (gene phf11). Lineage: Eukaryota; Metazoa; Chordata; Actinopteri; Perciformes; Nototheniidae. Bases 121 to 1719 code for a protein of 532 amino acids. The transcript has 17 exons. The record is from RefSeq and is a predicted model, not a curated record. Gene Ontology annotation, cellular component: nucleus. Gene Ontology annotation, molecular function: histone deacetylase binding; histone binding.